GACUAAAACAAUGCAUGAUAGUUGUCCUAUUUGUUGUUAAGACAUGGGAUUUAUUUUGACAGUAUUUCACAGAUCUCCAGUUUCCGAUUUCGAUAUGAAUUAGCUUCCAGUCUAGGAGAUCGGAAUGUCUCGUGGGUUUCUGUUGGUAUAUUUUGUACUAACAGGAGUUUCAAAGGUUUUGUGUAACUGUGGAACAUAUAUAAGUAACAUUCCUGAAGUAACAGCUGUAAACGAGACUCAUACAGGUGUCAUAUGGAAUGUCGCUGUAGAUCCAUCGACAAAUUGGACAUUUCAUGCGACUAAAGUGAAUAUUUUUGACAUUACUACUAAUUUGGAUUUACAGCUGAAAGUUGAGAAUUAUUUCGAUUUCACUCUAUCAUCAGACACUAGUGCUUUACUUUCAUUUAAAAUAUUAAAUAAUUCUCUUGACAAGGAAGAUACGUUUUGGAGGAAUACAAGUAGAGGGGAGCUAAAAGAAAUCCAUUUUAAAGUUAACUGUUUUGGUGCUGACAACGUGCCAAAGGAUAUCAGAAUUAUCAUCGAAUCUGUCAAUGAAUUUCCACAGCAAUUCAACAAUUCGUUUCCCAAAAUAAUCAAAGUUGACGAGAAUACGAAAAAUGAUACGCCAGUGUUUUGCAUAUUUCCAUACCUUAUUGACGCAGAUAUUCCUACACCUCAGUUGAAGGACUUCACCUAUACAGUAAAAUCAACCAAUGGCCAGAAUGAUGGUACAUCAUGGUUUUACAUACCAAUAGCAUCCUCGGAUAGCCUUCGAGUCAAAGCAUCUCCGGACUUCGAUCAGCUUCAUAAAAAUAACAUGACCAUUUUAACUUUGACAGUUGUAGUUAAGGCGAAUGAUGAAUCUGGUUUCGAAAUUAACACAACUCUACAAAUAGAAAUAGUUGACGUCGAUGACCUACCGCCAUCUUUCCAGUACCCUGGAUGCCAAAACAAUUGUUCAGUUACUCCAUAUGAAGCAUAUACUGGACCCUUUUGGCGGGGACCUGUGAAAGUACAACCAACAGAUAUAAAAGCAAAGGACCAAGAUUCUAUCGGCUCUGUUAUCAAAUACAGCAUAAAGCAAUCUCCAAACAACUACCAUUCUAGCUUUGAAAUCGACCAGAGUAACGGUGCAAUUAUACAGAUUGGCGACGUGCUGACAGUAAAUGUUCUGACAAUAGUGGCAACAGAAGAUACUGCUAAUGGUUUUUCGCAGUCUGCAACAUUAUUGAUCAGACUUAGUAAUAACUCUUCAUACCUUCCCGAAGCUUCUAAGGUGAAUGAUGAUUCAAGCAAGUUAAGAUUAAUAGCAAUAGUUGUUGGUGCCAUUUCCUUGGUUAUUAUUGGAAUUCUCAUAUUUCUUGUGAUAUUCGUAUAUAAACGAACAAAGAAGAAAAUGACUGUUGUUCCUAAGGAACAGUCACCAGAUGCCACCGUUGAAGAACUAGUAUCAGAUAGACCGUCAACGGUUGAUGAGAAAGUAAAUAAUUGGAAACAGACUAUAGAUCCAAUGCAAUGGCCGACAGUCACUAGCAGACGACAACAACUUGAUCCACUUCAUUUGAGGGAUGAAUCCACUGAAACUGAAGAAAGUAGUAUAAGGAAGAAAAAACCUAGGAAAAAGAAAAAGAAACUAAUGGAAAUAUUUGAUGGAACAAAACAAUACGAUGAGUCUUCAAAUGGACUAUGCCAGUUGUGAUUGCCAGUAUUAUGAAUGAUAAUUUCAGUGCAUGUUAUUGGGAGUGGAAAUUUAAGAUCUUUUAACCCAAAAAUGACAUUGUUUGUUAUUUCAUUUUAUAAGACAAAUAAUUCAAGGUUUAUUUUUAUUGCAUUUAUUGUAUUUUUAAUUUAUUAAUGUUUACAAAUAAAACAUAUUUUUGUA
Messenger RNA from Mytilus californianus (California mussel), 1882 nucleotides. RefSeq lists its product as uncharacterized. The transcript has 12 exons. Gene Ontology annotation, molecular function: calcium ion binding. Gene Ontology annotation, cellular component: membrane. Gene Ontology annotation, biological process: homophilic cell-cell adhesion. The coding region runs from base 125 to 1699 and encodes 524 amino acids. The record is from RefSeq and is a predicted model, not a curated record. Lineage: Eukaryota; Metazoa; Mollusca; Bivalvia; Mytilida; Mytilidae.